CUUAGUGACAUCAAGUCUGGAUGUCCUCACCUGCAAAGGGAGAUGACGCUCAUAACACUCAGAAACUUGUGGCAUUCGAUGCAUACUGUAUUUAUAACAGCAUGGCACCUGGCACUUAUCUAAUAAUGGUACCUCCUAGGUGGAUGCAUCGCCCCCAGGCACACCCACUUUAUGAACAACAUGUACCUCCCAUCUUCUGCUAACCCUGUGCUUCCCUGCACCAUUGCACACCCACUCUGUGGCCAUAACCUGUAUGUUGGUCUGUGUCCUCAACUUGGGACAGAAACUGGCUUGGGGCAUUUCCACAUCUCUUCACUUCAUGCACAGCAAGGGUUCCGUACUCAUCAUUUCUCAGGAAUUGAGCUUAUGUGAUCAACAGGGUUUCCCCUAAUGGAGCAAAACUCUUCACAUAAAGUCUGUCACAGAAAGCUUUGCCAGAGUGAUUCAUGGCUUGACUGUGGGGCACCUGACAGAUCACGUUAUUCAAAGAAGCAAGAGAAUGAUUCUAGAUACUCUGGGUGUUGGCUUCCUGGGAACCAGUACAGAAGUAUUUCACAAAGCCAGUGAAUAUAGUAAGAUCUACAAUUCCAACGCGUCCAGCAGUGUUUGGGGUCAAUCAGACUUAAGGCUUCCACCACCAUAUGCUGCUUUUAUGAACGGCGUGGCUAUUCACUCAAUGGAUUUUGAUGACACAUGGCAUCCUGCCACCCACCCUUCUGGAGCUGUCCUUCCUGUCCUCACGGCCCUAUCUGAAGCUCUCCCUUCAAGUCAAAAGUUUUCUGGCCUUGAUCUGCUGCUGGCUUUCAAUGUUGGGAUUGAAAUACAAGGCCGAUUAAUGCAUUUCUCCAAGGAAGCCAGUGACAUACCAAAGAGAUUCCACCCCCCCUCUGUGGUAGGAACUUUGGGCAGUGCGGCUGCUGCAUCCAAGUUUUUAGGGCUCAGCAUGCCAGAGUGCCAAGAGGCCCUGGCUAUCGCUGUUUCUCAUGCCGGGGCACCCAUGGCAAAUGCUGCCACUCAGACCAAGCCUCUUCAUAUGGGAAAUGCUGCCAAGCAUGGGAUGGAAGCUGCUUUUCUGGCGAUGCUGGGUCUUCAAGGAAACAAGCAAGUCUUGGACAUGCACACAGGCUUUGGGGCCUUCUAUGCCAACUAUUCCCCCAAAGUUCUUCCAAACCUGGAGUCCCACACUUGGCUGCUGGGCCAGCAGGAUGUGGCCUUCAAGAGGUUCCCUGCACAUCUGGCCACCCACUGGGUGGCAGAUGCUGCUGCAUCUGUCAGAAAGCACCUUGUCACAGACAGAGCCCCACUUCCCACUGACCACAUUGAGAAAAUUGUGCUCAGAAUCCCAGAUGUGCAGUAUGUAAACAGACCCUUCCCAGACUCAGAGCAUGAAGCUCGUCACUCCUUCCAAUAUGUGGCCUGUGCCACACUGCUUGAUGGUCAUGUCACUGUCCCAUCAUUCCACAAGAGCCAGAUCAGCAGGCCACAGGUAAGAGAACUGCUAAGUAAGGUGAAGCUGGAGCACCCUGGGGACAACCUGCCGAGCUUCAACACACUCUACUGCGAGGUCAGUGUCACUCUCAGUGAUGGUGCCACUUUCACAGAGUGCUCUGAUACCUUCUACGGCCACUGGAGGAAGCCACUGAGCCAGGAGGACCUGCGGGAGAAGUUCAGAGCCAAUGCCUCCAGCAUGCUGUCCUGUGACAGAGUAGAAAGACUUAUAGAGAUUGUAGACAAUCUAGAAGACCUAGGAGAUUGUUCUGUGCUAACCACACUUCUGAAAGGACCCCCACCACCAGAGAUGGCUUCAAAAUCUAUCUAGCAUUUUAACAAUUCCAUCGUACGGUUUCUCCUGAGGUUUAUCAACAUCUAAGUGACUUUAUAUUAGGGGAGAUUUUAGUGAUUUACUUUAUAAAGCAAGGAUUUACUGUUGGUCUGCCCAGGAAUAAGGGAAGCAAGGUGAAGAGGGUCCAGAAACAGAAAUGGAUUUUUAUGGAAGGAGUCUUGUCCUUUUGCAAGACAGUUCCAAUUAUCUGAAGCAAAAUAAUAAAUAUGCAAGAAACCAGAGAAAUUGAUUUUAUAAGCAUUUAGAAGGCUGAAAUUCAAGCUACCUGUAAUUUGCUUGUAAAGUUAAUCUUUACAGAUUAGCCCUUUAUAAAUUUCAUAAACCUCAAGGUGUAGGAGGAAUUUGAACCUACAUGUAAAUUUCCUGACAGUGGAGAAGGCCUCUGGCCUGUUGUACCACCAAAAGAUUUCUUAGACCAUGGGUUUUUUAAUAAGCCCUCUAUAGGGGAGAGGGUGCUACUGGAUUUAAAUAUAGGGAGUUAGUGGGUCCAAAUCCUGCCACUGCAACUUGCCAAAUGUGACUAGGCAUGUUACUGGAUAGCCCUCUGCCUCAGUUUCCUAGGCAAGUUACUGGAUAGCCCUCUGCCUCAGUUUCCCUAUUGAUAAAGGAGAAAUAAAAAGCAGUAUAAAAAAUAAAAGCAGUUUGGCUCUGGAAGCCAUACUGUUAACCACUACAAUAUACUGCAUUUUGUUACAAAAAUUUCUUGGGAAAAAUGAUCAUGAAUGAAGAGUAUGAGAUAGAAUUCAGGAUGACAGAAAAAAAAAAGCAUAUGUAAUUCAAUAACUAUUGAUUUUGUAAAAUAAUAAAAAUGUUUUAUGGGGUUAAAAAUUACAACUUUAGCAAUAGAUAUAAGCAGGGAGUUAUUAUAGUAAGUGUGUUCUAAAUUCCUUGUGUCAUUUGAGAAAAGGGCAAAGCUAUUAACUCUAGACUUUGAUUUCUAAGUAUGCAUGUUGACAUUUUCAGGGUAACUAUUAUAAGACAGCAGUAGAACAUAUCACUUCCAGGUUAAUGGGAAAUGAGAAAUAUGGAAUUAGGAAAAAAAUAAUCCAAAGAAAAGCAAGAAAGGAGGAGAAAAAGAAAUACGAAAAAAGAUAGACUAUACAGAAAACACAACAGGAAAAAAAUCCUAAUACAUCUAUAAUUACAAAAAGAAUAAAUGGACUAAAUACUCCAGUUAAAAAAUACAAAAAGUUGAUAGACAGUAGACUGUUCCCAGUUUGGAUCUAUUACCAAUUAUGCUUCUACAAUCAUUCACGUGCAUGUCUUGGGGUGGACAUCUCUUUCCAUUUCCCUUAGGAAGGUCUAGGAGUUGGAAUGCUAAGUCAUUUAGUAAGUAAUGUUUAACUUUAUUAAAAAAUUCUCCAAAGUAGCUUUAUCACGUUACAUUUCUACCAGUAAUGUUUGAGGGUUCCAGUUUCUUCAUAUCCUUGCCAACCCAUGGAAUUGUCAGUCUUUUUUAUUUUAGCCUGUUUAGUGAGCAUGUAAUGGUAUCUUGUGGUUUCAGUUUGCAUUUUCCAAAUGACUAAUUCCUGCCUACUUUUGACAGCUAUUUUAAUUAGGUUGUGUUCUUAUCCAGUUGUAGGAAUUCUUUAUAGAUCCUAGGUGUAAGUUCUUUAUCAGAUGUAUGUUUUACAAAUAUUUUCCUUCUGUGAUUUGUCUUUUCAUAUUUUUAGUGGUCUCUUUUUAAGAGCAAAAGUUUUA
This is a messenger RNA of Canis lupus familiaris (dog), 3544 nucleotides long. RefSeq names its product aconitate decarboxylase 1 (gene ACOD1). Gene Ontology annotation, molecular function: lyase activity. The transcript has 5 exons. Lineage: Eukaryota; Metazoa; Chordata; Mammalia; Carnivora; Canidae. Bases 500 to 1819 code for a protein of 439 amino acids. The record is from RefSeq and is a predicted model, not a curated record.